Bombyx mandarina (wild silkworm) is the source of this 407-nucleotide messenger RNA. It is a transcript of the gene sick, whose product is annotated as sickie. Lineage: Eukaryota; Metazoa; Arthropoda; Insecta; Lepidoptera; Bombycidae. Gene Ontology annotation, biological process: nervous system development; neurogenesis. Gene Ontology annotation, molecular function: ATP hydrolysis activity; protein binding. The record is from RefSeq and is a predicted model, not a curated record.
UUAAAUUCACUGGUAUUUCAAAUUUAUUCUACUUACUAUAAAAUGGUGGCAGCUAUUUUUGUUAAAUCAUUAGAUUUAAAAGAACGUGAUUUAAUACGAUAAUGUAGCUGAGAAGCAAACUGUGUAGUUGAUGAGUCAAAAUGAUCCCGAUAUGCAUUCGCGCACCGCGCUCGAUCCAAGGCUCCACUGAUGACGUCACAAGACAGACCCGUUCCAUCCUGCAGAUCUACACAGAUUGGGCGAACCAUUACUUGGAACGGGCACGGUCGCGACGCCGUGCUGGCACCACUGGAGGCGGGCUGGCUCGUGACUGCGCGGAUGGUCUCCUCCUAGCAGACGUGCUCGAAGGGGUCACCGGCCUGAAAGUUCCUCGUGCCCAUCGCAAACCUAGGAAUCCACAACAAAUG